CUAUGUAUUGUCUUGCUUUUUCCCAGCACAAAAUCACCUUUAUUGGGUUGUGUUUCUCUUCACUCUUUAAAAAAUGUCCGCUAUCUCAUGAAGGGGUCAUCUGAUUCACCUUUGGUUUUAGUUCUAGCCUGUUUGGUCUAUAACGUGUAAAGCCCAUUCUAUGUCUAGAGCUUUGACUGAACCUACUUUCAAGAACACCCUUGCCUUACUGUAUGCCACUUGCACUCCUGACUUUUGGGGUGCAACUACUGUUACAAGCCGCUCGAAAAGGGCCUAAAAAGUACAAACUACUGGGUGUACGUAUUUGAUUGGCCCUCAUACUGCUUUUAAUUUGGUCCUCUAAGAGAUCUAAUUUGCAUAGCUGGGCAAGCGUCCUUUUUAAGGUAAAAAUUGAGUACUGUAAAGUGUAAGCCUACCUAACAUGUUGAAAUGCUGAAACCAAGAGAAAAAUUGGUAAGCUGCGCACAUUCACAAGUGAAAGUGGAACUUAUGAAUGCUCGAAAUGUAGCAAACUUCUUUUUGCCAAAAUUCGUCUCAUCGACAUUAGCAGAAGCUAAAGUGCCAAAAGUCUCGUGUGGUUGCUCAUUUCAUAUAAAAAAUCUGUUGUCCUUAUUUCUUCUCCUUUUUUUGCGUUUGUUACUCCCUUGUAACACCCCUAGUCUUCGGCACGUAUAUUAAUAUUAUGACCUUAUUAUUGUGUUGCAAGCGCCGUAAAACGCUUACUAAAAAAGAAAACCCCCAACAAAAAAACAACACCGCACACGUCUAUAGACUAGAGAAGUGCGCACUGACUGGCACUGAGGAACACACCAUUGGUGACGAAGCAGGGUCUGCUGGCUAGUCGAACGGACACGUUUGGUUACAAGAAGGAAGUACAUAUGCACAAUUUUUUAGCACAAUGAGCUGUAAACAAGCCAUGGACAGAUUGCUCCUCCCACGACCACUGCAUGAACCGCAGGGGGCGGAGCCUCCUGUCCCCGAGGCGCUCUCGCCCCUCCCCCGGUGGCAGACUCUGCCAAUGGACGCCAAGUUCCCCGUUACGCCCGCCCCUAGAGGGGAACUCACCUUCGUCACUACCAAAAUGGGCGAGCCAGCCUACAAAUCGCGUCAGCGAGUGACCUUCGACCUGUCCGACCCCUACAACCGGACCAGGAGCAGUGAGUACCAGGCUCUGUCUGACCCACAUCUCAGGACCUGGUUCGCCCGCCGGGCAACCCGGAAACAGAUCAUGUCUCAGAAGCUGGUCACCGAGCAGGGUUAUGUCCCUUGUUCCGUGCGGGACUUCAACAACUACCGGAACUUUCUGCGACAUCAAGCGCUGGUCGGUCGCCAUGGAAACGACAAUAAUGCUGACAGAGCCACAGAGCGUCGACAGCUCAAACUGACGGAGACCAAGAACCGAGCCGGAGAGCUGGGUGUGUCAGUCAAGUAUAAAGUGAUCCGUGCACAGCACAGGGCUAGACAGGAGGCGCAGGAGAGGCGGAGGAGACUAGAGGAGAAGCAGGCUGCUGAGGCAGAGAGGCGUGAGGAGAGGGAGGCGAUGGAUCUGAGGAGGAGAGAGGAGAAGGCGCAGGAGAGGAAGAUCAGGUGGGAGGAGAGGCAGCAGGAGCUGAGGCUCAGGGAGGAGAUGGCUCGCCGCCGGUCACAGAGCGCUGAGAGGAAGUUCGAGUCCGAGGCACUGAAAAAGCUCCUGCUGGUGGACAAGGCGAGGGAGACGAGGGAGGAGCUGAUAGAGAGAAAGAAGAAAGAGAGCUGGGAGGAGAGGAGGAGGUACCAAGAACACAUGCUGGAGGAGGCGGAGCGACAGAGGAACAGGGUGGAGGAACAGAUUCGUUCUUACAGGGAAAGGUACGAAGUAGACAUGGACUUCAGGCUGCCGAAAGACGAAGGUAGGACACGAUGCCAUGAUGUCGUGCAUUGUGUUAUCAGAUAAGGCAUUCUUACAAAAUAAUAAGACUCAGUACAGAAAAAAGACGAGG
Aplysia californica (California sea hare) is the source of this 1979-nucleotide messenger RNA. Its product is annotated as vicilin-like seed storage protein At2g18540. The record is from RefSeq and is a predicted model, not a curated record. The transcript is spliced from 8 exons. Lineage: Eukaryota; Metazoa; Mollusca; Gastropoda; Aplysiida; Aplysiidae. The coding region runs from base 899 to 1933 and encodes 344 amino acids.